CAAGCUGUGACAGACUCUAACACAGACAGUAUAUGUAGUGUUUAGGGCCUGGCUUCAGGGCUUCCCUUGUGCUCCCAUGCGGAGCGGACCCCCGGGGGAGCUGACGCCAGCUGAGACUGAAAAACAAGAGUCCGUGGACUAACUUGCAUUAUGGCGGACGAGAGCCUGCAGAGAGAUGGCCCCAGAUCCUCCAUGCCGGCUGAGCUCCACUAUCCCCACUCUGAGUAUUCUCAGUGGAAGUUUAAACUGUUUAGGGUGAAGUCCAUGGAGAAGGCCCCUUUGCCCGGUCAGACACAGCCAGAGAAAGGAGCCUUGUUAGGGAUCACACCCCCUGCAGCUCCAAAUAUAGACUCUGAUAAUGGCAUGGGUCCAGGGAGUGUUAUGAAACUGUGCCUCGGGGGAAAAAGCAAGGAGUAUGUGGAGGGCCCUAGCCAGAGGGUAGAUAUGAAGCUACAGGAAAUGGACACCCACAUGAAUCACCUCAGGUGCUUGUGUCGUCUCUGUGGAGUCAUCCUCAGAAAAGUCAAAGGCCCGGUGCAUGAUGUUCAAGGACAUCUGGAUGAGAUUAGCAAAUGUGCCCUGCGUAGAAUGGGCUGCAAGUUUCCAAGCUGGCCAGAGAUCAUCCUCAAAGUCUUCAAAGUGGAUGUGACAGAUGACAUAGAAUCCAUCCACCCUCUGUCCUUCUGCCAUCGCUGUUGGGUUGUUGCCAUACGGGGAGGGGGCGUCUGCAGCUUCACUAGAACUAACGUCCCCGAGUGGAAACCCCACUGUUCCCCCUGCCACCUCUGCUCCCCCAGGAAACCGUCAUUCCAGCGGACAGGCAGAAAGAAGCGCAAAGUCAUUCCCCGAGCCCAGAGCCUGGCAAAAAGAACCAGGUGGGAGCACAGUGAAAGCAUUGUCGUUGGUGAGAGGAGGGCUCUGAGGCCAUUCGGAGAGCAUCAUCAUGUCCCUGUGCUCAGGCCAUGGAGGAAACAGAGCAUCCAGAGAGACCAGUGGGUAAGGAACAUCACCCACUGCCAGAAAGACCACCUGAAAGCCAGGCUGAUCUCUGAGAAGCUCCCUGUAGACUUCCUCUAUUCUUUCACCUGCCUGGUGUGUGACCACCUGCUCUCUGAUCCAGUCCAGGCCCCCUGUGGGCACCUCUUCUGCCGCAGCUGUAUUAUAAAAUACAACCACGUUCUGGGACCUCACUGCCCGGCCUGCAACUUGUCCUGCGCCCCAGAUGACCUCAGCUCGCCUGCCAAAGCCUUCUUAUCAGCCCUGCAUUCCCUGCCUCUGCUCUGCCCCAGGAGUGGCUGUGAGAAGCAGGUAAGGCUAGACUCAUUUAAAGCUCAUUGUCUGAGCCAUGAGCUGGAUGAACAGCACACAAAGCAGCAGUCGUCAGAACUUGACAGCUACCUGCUAACCAAUAAAGGUGGGAGACCCCGGCAGCACCUGCUAUCACUAACCCGUCGUGCCCAGAAGCACAGGCUGAGGGAUUUGAAGACCCAGGUGAAGGUUUUUGCAGACAAAGAGGAAGGUGGGGACCUGAAGUCUGUGUGCCAGACUCUGUUCCUGCUCACUCUGAGGUCUCAGAAUGAACACCGGCAGGCAGACGAGCUGGAGGCCAUGAUGCAAGGCAGAGGCUCUGGGUUGCAUCCUGCUGUGUGCUUGGCCAUUCGGGUCAACACUUUCCUGAGCUGCAGCCAAUAUCACAAGAUGUACCGGACUGUCAAAGCCACCAGCGGCCGCCAGAUCUUCCAGCCCCUGCACGCCCUGCGAACCACAGAGAAGGAGCUUCUCCCUGGCUUUAUCCAGUUUGAAUGGCAGCCAGCUCUCAAGAAUGUGUCAACAUCUUGCAGUGUUGGCAUUAUUAAUGGGCUCUCUGGAUGGGCUUCCUCUGUCGAUGACGUUCCAGCUGACACCGUCACUCGGCGGUUUCGCUAUGAUGUGGCACUGGUGUCAGCAUUAAAGGAUCUGGAGGAGGACAUCAUGGACGGGCUGAGAGAGAGUGGGAUGGAAGACAGUGCUUGCACCUCAGGCUUCAGUGUUAUGAUCAAGGAGUCCUGUGACGGUAUGGGCGAUGUCAGCGAGAAGCAUGGUGGAGGACCAGCUGUUCCUGAGAAGGCUGUUCGUUUCUCUUUCACUGUUAUGUCUGUCUCCGUCCUGGCGGAUGAAGAGGAGAAAGAGGUUACCGUCUUCACUGAGCCGAAGCCAAACUCAGAGCUGUCCUGUAAGCCCCUUUGCCUGAUGUUUGUGGAUGAGUCAGACCACGAGACACUCACAUCCGUCCUGUGGCCCAUAGUUGCCGAGCGCGAUGCUAUGAAAGAGAGCAGGCUCAUCCUCUCCAUGGGUGGACUUGCUCGCUCCUUCCGCUUCCAGUUCAGAGGUACAGGAUACGAUGAGAAGAUGGUGCGUGAGAUGGAAGGCCUCGAGGCCUCAGGGUCAACCUAUGUCUGCACUCUUUGUGACACCACUCGGGCAGAGGCCUCUCAAAACAUGGUGCUGCAUUCCGUCACACGCAAUCAUGAAGAGAACCUAGAUCGCUACGAAAUAUGGAGAACAAACCCCUUUUCUGAGUCCGUAGAUGAGCUGCGAGACAGAGUCAAAGGGAUCUCUGCCAAGCCCUUCUUGGAGACCCACCCCACGCUGGAUGCAUUACACUGUGACAUUGGCAACGCCAUCGAGUUCUACAAAAUCUUCCAGGACGAGAUUGGGGAGGUGUACAAAAAGGUCAACCCAAGCCGGGAGGAACGGCGCAGCUGGAGGGCAGCUCUAGAUAAACAGCUGAGGCAGAAUAUGAAGCUAAAACCGGUGAUGAGAAUGAAUGGGAACUACGCCCGCAGGCUAAUGACCCAGGAGACUGUGGAGGUGGUGUGUGAGCUGGUGCCCUCAGAGGAGAGGAGGGAGGCCCUGAGGGAGCUCAUGAGGAUCUACCUCCAGAUGAAGCCCGUGUGGCGCGCCACCUGCCCCGCCAAGGAGUGCCCCGACCAGCUGUGCCGCUACAGCUUUAACUCCCAGCGCUUCGCCGACCUCCUCGCCUCUACCUUCAAAUACAGGUACAACGGGAAGAUAACCAAUUACCUGCACAAGACCCUGGCACAUGUGCCUGAAAUCAUAGAGAAAGAUGGAUCCAUAGGAGCCUGGGCCAGCGAGGGGAACGAGUCAGCAAACAAGCUGUUCAGGCGUUUCCGGAAGAUGAAUGCACGUCAGUCAAAAGCCUUUGAGCUGGAGGAUGUGCUGAAACAUCACUGGCUCUACACUUCCAAGUACCUGCAGAAGUUUAUGGAAGCUCACAAGAACUCUGCCAAAAUCCUGCAAACUACUAUUGAUCCAGUAGAGAACCAGGAUUAUGAGGACAUGUCUCUGGAAGAUUUUGAGUUUUGAUUAUUCUUUCAAUGUGGACCAACAUUCACCAGCUUCAUAAUAUUUUAACUGCCUCUAUCAGCAUUAUGGACGUUUGUACAAAUGUACUUUGUACCCAUUCAUUGAUAUUUAGAAUGACAGGGGAAUGCAGCUUAUGGGUUUAAAGCCAAGGACUUCUGCAAUUUUUCAUACAUUGUAAAGUAUCUUUGAAAAUUUAAGCCACAACAAAAAAUUAGGAAAAAAAAAAAAAAAAAAGAUUUCUUGAACUCAAACAGAAUAAUUUGGAAGGUAAUUCUGCAGUAACUCUAAUUCUCACACCACCUUUUAAAAGUGUGUUUUACUGUUUUGAAUGCUCACUCUCUGCCUUGCUGUGUACGUGUAAAGAUAAAGAUGGGACAGCAGAGGGAUAUAGAAGUAACACCCAGGUUUCUUUUCUCUUGCUCUUAGCAGGAAAGUUCUUUUUUUAUCUUCACCGUCUGUGA
Centropristis striata (black sea bass) is the source of this 3827-nucleotide messenger RNA. RefSeq names its product recombination activating 1 (gene rag1). Gene Ontology annotation, biological process: V(D)J recombination; pre-B cell allelic exclusion; adaptive immune response. Gene Ontology annotation, cellular component: nucleus; DNA recombinase complex; endodeoxyribonuclease complex. The transcript has 4 exons. The record is from RefSeq and is a predicted model, not a curated record. The coding region runs from base 151 to 3366 and encodes 1071 amino acids. NCBI's taxonomy places the organism in Eukaryota, Metazoa, Chordata, Actinopteri, Perciformes, Serranidae. Gene Ontology annotation, molecular function: ubiquitin protein ligase activity; double-stranded DNA endonuclease activity; sequence-specific DNA binding.